Mugil cephalus (flathead mullet) is the source of this 1113-nucleotide messenger RNA. Its product is annotated as serine protease 1-like. The transcript has 6 exons. Gene Ontology annotation, molecular function: serine-type endopeptidase activity. NCBI's taxonomy places the organism in Eukaryota, Metazoa, Chordata, Actinopteri, Mugiliformes, Mugilidae. The record is from RefSeq and is a predicted model, not a curated record. The coding region runs from base 1 to 1113 and encodes 370 amino acids. Gene Ontology annotation, biological process: proteolysis.
AUGGUUAAUAAGGUGGUGCCACUGGACAGCAGACAGUGGAAGAGGGACGACAACGAUGGCUCAUCUGACGCUCCUUCUUGUUCUGCUGUGGGUACCACAGUGAGCACAGUGGUGGACGGGUACAAAGGAAUCAUUAAAGGUCAACAAUGUAAUCCAACAGAGCGUCUGUAUCAUGUGAAAUUGGUCGAUCAAAACAAUAAUUUCAUCUGUGGAGGCUCUUUGAUCAACAACCAGUGGGUUCUGACUGUGGCUCACUGCUGGAAGUCAGGAUUAAAAUUGUCAGUCAUUUUAGGAGUGCAUCCAGGUCCAGGAGAGAAAGUGGACAUAACUACAGAACCUGCGAUCUUGAAAAAUAGGAUCCAUGACAUUAUGUUACUGAAGCUACCGGAAGGAACAAAAAUUCCAGCUAUUAUAGGUCUUGCUAACUGCAAUGCAAAACCAAGAUUGGGAGAUGAGGUGCAGAUUGCAGGACAUGCCUCCACCCACAUGGGCAACAACAAAGAAAGAGUAGGUGGUGAAUCAGCAACUCUUCAGUGUGCAAAUGUUAACAAUGUUGACUGCACCAGACUCAGAGAACUUAAGAGUUCCCAGCACUGGUUCUGUGGUCAAGCUGAUGGAAAGGAUGCAUGUCAUGGUGACUCUGGUGGAGCAGUGGUGUUCAAUGGCCGGCUCUACGGUUUAGUCACUUUCACCGGGGGCCAUGUAUACGCAACAAAAGAAGCAUUUGGAUUCAUAGACCUUUGUCAUCCAGGCUAUUUACAGUGGAUCGAAACAACUAUUGCUAAUUCCAACAAGAAGCAGAAUAAGAUGACUGUUCAGAGGAAGAAGGACAUCAAGGAGAAGAUAAAGAAUCUGAUGGAGAAUAUGAUGAAGAAGAAGACUGUUCAGAGGAAGAAGGACAUCAAGGAGAAGAUAAAGAAUCUGAUGGAGAAUAUGAUGAAGAAGAAGACUGUUCAGAGGACGUUUAAGGAGAAGCUGAAAAAAGUGGGGAAUAAGAUUAAGGAAAAGAUAACGAAUCUGAAGGAUAAGGUUAAGGAAGGGUUAACAAAUCUGAAGGAUAAGAUGUCGAAUCUGAAGGAUAAGAUUAAGGAGAAGCUGAAGAAGACGGGCUAG